CCGGCACCGCGCUCGGGGGAGGGACUAUAGUGGGAAGGGGACGCGCGCCUCGCGACCUGGCCUCUAGUCAUCGCCCUCGCCGCGGCGGCCAACACCUGCGCUCCUGCCACCCCUCCCAGACUGUGGACGGGAGGAUGGAGUCGAUGGCUGUCGCUACCGACGGCGGGGAGAGGCCGGGGGUCCCAGCGGGCUCAGGCCUGUCGGCCUCCCAGCGUCGAGCCGAGCUGCGUCGGAGGAAGCUGCUCAUGAACUCCGAACAGCGCAUCAACCGGAUCAUGGGCUUUCACAGGCCCGGGAGCGGCGCGGAAGAAGAAAGUCAAACAAAAUCAAAGCAGCAGGACAGUGAUAAACUGAACUCCCUCAGCGUUCCUUCAGUUUCAAAACGAGUAGUGCUGGGUGAUUCAGUCAGUACAGGAACAACUGACCAGCAGGGUGGUGUGGCCGAGGUAAAGGGGACCCAACUGGGAGACAAAUUGGACUCUUUCAUUAAACCACCUGAGUGCAGUAAUGAUGUCAACCUUGAGCUCCGGCAGCGGAACAGAGGGGACUUGACAGCGGACUCAGUCCAGAGGGGUGCCCGCCAUGGCCUAGAGCAGUACCUUUCCAGAUUCGAAGAAGCAAUGAAGCUAAGGAAACAGCUGAUUAGUGAAAAACCCAGUCAAGAGGAUGGAAGUACAACAGAAGAAUUUGACUCUUUUCGAAUAUUUAGAUUGGUGGGAUGUGCUCUUCUUGCUCUUGGAGUCAGAGCUUUUGUUUGCAAAUACUUGUCCAUAUUUGCUCCAUUUCUUACUUUGCAACUUGCGUACAUGGGAUUAUACAAAUAUUUUCCCAAGAGUGAAAAGAAGAUAAAGACAACAGUACUAACAGCUGCACUUUUAUUAUCGGGAAUUCCUGCUGAAGUGAUAAAUCGAUCAAUGGAUACCUAUAGCAAAAUGGGCGAAGUCUUCACAGAUCUCUGUGUCUACUUUUUCACCUUUAUCUUUUGUCAUGAACUGCUUGAUUAUUGGGGCUCUGAAGUACCAUGAAGCCUGCAGAACUGAGAAGGAGAAGCUUACAAAAAAAAAAAAAUCCUCUUUUAUAUUGCAGUGUCUCUAAAGGAGGCAAAUUAGUUUACACCUUCAUGUAAUUCUUUUACUUUAUUAGAAAUAGAAUGGCAGAUUCUCUGAUUUAAAAGGGCUGAGUUUGUAUUAUUACUGAUAUGAAGAACAGAGUACCAAUGUCAUUAAUUGAUUUUUCUUGUUUAAUCAGAAUCCUUAUUCUGUACCUUUCCUCUAACUUCUCAGAUUUGUAAUUCUUCUUUUGGGAGCUGAACUAGUGCUUUUAGGAGAACAGAUAAACGUAGUCUCAGCCAGCCCUAGAGACUGCUUCUUGUAUUUGUGUCAUUCUGUCCUCAGAAAUGAAGUCAUCUGAAAAAUAAAAUGAAAGAAACUGAAUUGUCUAAUGUUAA
This is a messenger RNA of Cercocebus atys (sooty mangabey), 1447 nucleotides long. RefSeq names its product calcium modulating ligand (gene CAMLG). Gene Ontology annotation, cellular component: GET complex. The transcript is spliced from 4 exons. Bases 135 to 1025 code for a protein of 296 amino acids. Gene Ontology annotation, biological process: tail-anchored membrane protein insertion into ER membrane. The record is from RefSeq and is a predicted model, not a curated record. NCBI's taxonomy places the organism in Eukaryota, Metazoa, Chordata, Mammalia, Primates, Cercopithecidae.